AGGGAAUUUAAUAUGGAAGAAAUCUAUAGUCUAUAUGUAGGCUAUGCCCCGGACUGCACCACCGCCGCCGCCGCCACCUGCCCCCCCUGGUACCGUCUCUUUUUCUCUCCUCCUCUCUCAAUCCAUCUUCUUUCCUCCCUCUCCCCUCUUUCACCUCCUCUCCCUCCAUCCAUCUCUUUCUCUCUUCCAGGUCAAUGAGAGCCAGCAACAGCUCAGUCUGAACAGCAGAUCCUCCCUCGUUUUCUCUCUCUCCAGUUUCUCCUUUACCUCGAUCUCCCCGUUUCUCUCUAUCAUGCUCUCCUCACUUCCAUAUGUUAAAAAACACAGUCGUCUUAUUUUAGCAACGCUGCCUUCCUCCUCCUCUUCUUCCUCCUCUUCCUUCUCUCUUGCCCUCCUCUCUUCUGAGUUUUGACUCCCUCUCCUUUCACAAACACACACACACACCAGAAAAUGAAGCGUGGGUCGAGUGUGUUGCAGCCUCCCUCUGAUGCAGCCGAACGACACGCACUCCCUGCGAACACGCACACGAAGGCGCACGCCAGCGACGAUGCUUGUGUGAGCGUGCCCGACGCGCACGCUGAACACACACCGGAGGCACGCGCCGCGGGUUCGAGUCCCUUCCCGGCAGCCACCUCUCUCUUCAGCCCUGAUGUCAGCACCAAGAUGGCGUCUGACCUCCUCAUCCGGCUAUCAGAGGCCACCCAGAAGGCCCAGAUGCUUCCGGGGAGGCGGGCGGACGCGGAGCCCCAGAGGCGAGAGGCGCUGCCGGAGGUGCGCGGCGGGCAGCAGGACGAGCCCGGCCUGGCUCUGUCACCGGACGGCCCCGGGGCGAGUCCCGAACCGCCAUCGCUCUCACACACACCCGAUGGCAACGCUGCCACGGACACCCUGGCCUCAGACAUGCUGAGGAAACUGGCAGAGCGUCAGGAAGUGAACAGCCAUGGGGUGAGGGUCAAAGAAGAAGAAGAGCCAAUGGAAGUCGACACCCUGGUCGUCUGCGACCUCGUCCGCGAUCGGCCAAUCGCAAAAGAGAUAACCCCGCCUUCCUCGAUGGCGAGCCACCAUCUCUUCAGCAUUAAAACAGAAGAUCAGAGUCUCAGUGGCAACAAGCUGGCUGAGCAGUUGCACCCUGGAGCCAAAAUGGCGGACCAGUGUCUCCACGGCCUUAAAAUAGAGGACAAGUUUUACACGGGAAGCUGCCAGCCCGGCUCUCAGACGGCAGACAGCGUCGCCUCUCGAGCCGACAAGCUACAGUUCAAAGUGAAAAUGGAGGAUUGCGGUGUCUCUGGAACCAAGAUGGCCGACCAGCUUCUAUCAGGAGCCAGAAUGGAGGACCAGCUUCUCUUUAAAGCAAAAAUUGCUGAGCGGCCUUUCUCUGCAGCCAAGAUGAGCAACAAGUUUCUCUCUGGAGUCAAGAUGGAGGACCAGCUUCCUGCAGGGGCCAAGACGGAGAACCAGCUUCUCUUUGGAACCAGGAUGGAGAGUGGGCUUCUUCCCGGGGCCAAGAUGGCGGAGCGCGUUUUCUCAGGAGCGAAGACAGAGGAGCAGCUCUUCUUCGGAGCCAAGAUGGAAGACCAGUUCACCUCUGGAGCCAAGAUGGCCGACCAGUGCCUCAGAGCCGUGCUGUGGCAGGACAUGUCAGUGAACCUGGCGUCCACGCUGCUGCACCAGCUCUCAGAGAGGGUCAGUAAAUCCAGCAGUCGGCUGGUGGAGAGGACGCCCCCGCCCGUCAGGAGCAGUCCUGUUUCGAAGGUGAAUGUGGACCCACUCCCCCCGCUGAGCUCCCAGGAACCUCCACAUGAAACCAAACCCAGCCUCAGCAGAGAUCAACCCACAGGUUGCUCCUACUUCUACAGGUGUCAUGUGUGCGGGUUUGAGACGGACGGACGCGCCCUCUUCCAGAGUCACAUGACGGAACACCGCCAAUGGGAGCGCGGCUCCUUCUCGCUGCACUGCUGCGUGUGCGACCACUCGACCAAUCAGGAGGCGGAGAUGAGGGUUCACGUCAACACGCACAUCCAGGGGAACGUGGGAGCCGGCGGGGAGAUGAGAUGCCCCGUCACCCCUCCCGCCGCCUCCAGCAGCGCUCUGUCAGUUGCCCUGGCAACCCAGCCGGAGAAUAGCACCUCUGAGCAUCGCUGCCGCAUCUGCCAGAGGUCGUUUCCAGGGCAACAGGAGCUGCUGGUUCACUUCCAGGGUCAUCGCCAAGGCAACCAGUACCGGUGCGACCGGUGCGGCCACCUGACGCGGACAGCCAACAAGCUGGUGGAGCACGUGCGCGUGCACACGGGGGAGCGGCCGUUCACCUGCGACCUUUGCCCCUACAGCGCCAAGCGGCGGGACAGUCUGCGCCUGCACUGCAAGGUCAAACACCCCAGCGACGUGCACACACACCGGUCGUACGUGCACGGAGACAAUCAGCGCUCAAACAAACACGUUCAGCGGCUGCACACACCGCCGAGCACACACACUGCUGCACCCUCCGCCUCCUCCUCCUCUCUUCCUCCUCUUCAUCCCUCGCUGUCUGACCGGGCGGGAUGGAGGGAUUUGUCUCCUCUCCUCCCCAUCACGACGCUCAUUUCUCUGAAACCACGCUCUCCUUCAUCCUCCUCCUCCUCGUCUUCCUCCCCCAAACACUCCUUCCUCGGUUACCUUGGUCUGACGACUUCCUUGUAA
This is a messenger RNA of Chelmon rostratus (copperband butterflyfish), 2676 nucleotides long. Its product is annotated as myoneurin-like. Gene Ontology annotation, cellular component: nucleus. The record is from RefSeq and is a predicted model, not a curated record. Gene Ontology annotation, biological process: regulation of transcription by RNA polymerase II. Lineage: Eukaryota; Metazoa; Chordata; Actinopteri; Chaetodontiformes; Chaetodontidae. Gene Ontology annotation, molecular function: RNA polymerase II transcription regulatory region sequence-specific DNA binding; DNA-binding transcription factor activity, RNA polymerase II-specific. Bases 451 to 2676 code for a protein of 741 amino acids. The transcript is spliced from 9 exons.